AUGAGUACUAUAGGACUAGACGUUAGUACUUUAGGACUCGACUCUGGUACUUUAGAACUCGACUCUAGUACUUUAGAACUCGACUCUAGUACUUUAGGACUUGACUCUAGUAUUUUAGGACUCGACUCUAGUCCUUUAGGACUCGACUCUAGUACUUUAGAACCCGACUCUAGUACUUUAGGACUUGACUCUAGUACUUUAGGACUCGACUCUGGUACUUUAGGACUCGACUCUAGUACUAUAGGACUCGACUUUAGUACUUUAGGACUCGACUCUAGUACUUUAGAACUCGGCGUUAGUCUUUUAGGACUCGACUCUAGUACUUUAGGACCCGACUCUAGACUCGACUCUAGUACUUUAGGACCCGACUCUAGUACUUUAGGACUUGACUCUAGUACUUUAGGACUUGACUCUAGUACUUUAGGACUCGACUCUAGUACUUUAGAACUCGACUCUAGUACUAUAGGACUCGACUUUAGUACUUUAGGACUCGACUCUAGUACUUUAGAACUCGGCGUUAGUCCUUUAGGACUCGACUCUAGUACUUUAGGACCCGACUCUAGUACUUAA
Molecule: messenger RNA, 570 nt
Organism: Chironomus riparius
Lineage: Eukaryota; Metazoa; Arthropoda; Insecta; Diptera; Chironomidae
Source: the annotation of a GenBank genome assembly